Haliaeetus leucocephalus (bald eagle) is the source of this 1371-nucleotide messenger RNA. RefSeq names its product mucosal pentraxin-like. Lineage: Eukaryota; Metazoa; Chordata; Aves; Accipitriformes; Accipitridae. Gene Ontology annotation, biological process: innate immune response. The transcript is spliced from 2 exons. Gene Ontology annotation, molecular function: complement component C1q complex binding. The record is from RefSeq and is a predicted model, not a curated record. Bases 520 to 1245 code for a protein of 241 amino acids.
GCAGCGACAGGGACGUGCGGCUCCCACAGGCUGGUGUAGUCGGGCCCCAUGGGUGGGGCAGGGGGGACAGGGAGACCCCCCCCCAGCCUGGCCCUUCCCUCUGGGUGCUGCAGAAAAAGUGAUUGCCCAGAUCCAGGCUCACCCGCCGGCACCCACCCUGUACCACCAGCUGAUGCUCUCCUGCAAGGUCACAGGGGACGCCAGCCCCCAGGAGUUCCUGUGGGAGAAGGAAGGAAGCCACGACCCCCUGCAGAAAGGCCCUGACAACAUCCUUCUCUUCCCCUCCUUCAACAAGACCCAUUUGGGCACCUACAUCUGCACAGCCACCGGCUCACUGGGCACUGCCGUGGCCACCUACAACCUGUGGAUAGAUGGUAGGGAGAGGACCAAGGGGAUGCCUGGGGACAAAGGCUCUUCCCCUCCUUCCCACAGCUCGUCCUCACCACCCCGUGCCCAUGGCACCCCAUAUCACAGCCCACAUGUGGCCGGUUUUAGUGGUGCAAUCCACCUCCGGGUCUGAUGCUGGAGGCCACCUCCAGGUUGGUGGUGGCUUCCUCACUGGCACACUGCAAUCCUGUUUCCCCUUGGGGGAUUUGGCCGGAUGCCUUCACCGUGGCAGGAGCAGCCACCUCUUUCUCACCUAUCCCAGACCUGCUGGACAACGUGUUCGUGUUUCCCCAAGAGACCAAAGACUCCCACGUGCUGGUGAGGGCGAAGCCAGAGCAGCCGCUGCAGAACUUCACCGUGUGCCUGCGGUCCUACACCGAUCUGACCCGGCCCUACAGCCUCUUCUCCUAUGCCACCAAGGUGCAGGACAAUGAGAUCCUCCUCCUCAAGCCCAAGCCCGGUGAGUACCGGCUCUACGUGGGGGGCAAGUUUGUGUCCUUCAGCAUCCCCAAGAGCAUCACGGUGAGCGAGCAUGUCUGCGCCAGCUGGGAGUCCACCACCGGCAUCGUGGGCUUUUGGUACAACGGGAAGCCCUGGCCCCGCAAGGGGCUGCAGAAGGGCUACACGGUGGGGGCGGAGGCGGCCAUCGUGCUAGGGCAGGAGCAGGACGCCUUCGGGGGUGGCUUUGACGCCCAGCAGUCAUUUGUGGGGGAAAUGUCGGUUGUGUACAUGUGGGACAUGGGCAUCUCCACCUCGGGGGUGAUGGAGGCCAUGAACAACAGACCUGACAAAGCCCCCAUCUUCGGCUGGAGAAACUUCCCCUACCAGAUCGUGGGUGAAGUCUACCUGAAGCCCUGACGCCUGGCACCGGGAGUGGGGUUGGUGCACUCCUAUGCUCUCGCUAAGGGUGGCUGGCAAGCGCUGGGCGAGCUGUAAUUGCCGUGCGGGCUGUGUCCCCGCUCCCUUCCCUGCUGUGUAACCCCC